Messenger RNA from Meriones unguiculatus (Mongolian gerbil), 5670 nucleotides. It is a transcript of the gene Tifab, whose product is annotated as TIFA inhibitor. Bases 625 to 1362 code for a protein of 245 amino acids. The record is from RefSeq and is a predicted model, not a curated record. The transcript has 2 exons. Gene Ontology annotation, biological process: canonical NF-kappaB signal transduction. Gene Ontology annotation, molecular function: protein binding. Lineage: Eukaryota; Metazoa; Chordata; Mammalia; Rodentia; Muridae.
GUGCUCUGACCCAGUACAGUCCUGAACUACUAAAGAGCCUGCCCAGGCAUUGCCCCAACCCUUCCUGCAGAGAGCACACAGCUGCAGAGUUAGUGCCAGAUGUAGCCGGCAGUAAGGAUCUGCCUUCUGCCCAGACAUUCAGGAGAGGCGAGCGCUGAACGUAGUGGAAUUACUGGAAGCACUGAGAAGGAGCUAUCUUUACCUUCCAUGGGGAGUUCAGGACCUUUUCACGUUGCUCUGUACCUCCACAGCGGGAAGCACCAUACCUGUCCCCUCCAGAGGGGUACUCCCAAGAGCACAGGCCUGUCUCCACAGCACCUGGACUGAUAACCUGGCUCAGAGGAGGGCUCUCAAGGGUACAAGAGAGCUUGUCAUGUCUGCUCAUCUCUUCCUAAAAAGCAGGGACAAACUGCCUCCAGAUGGCCCGUAGACUAUCAGGCUCCACCCUGUGAGCUGAUAAGAUUAACCCUUGCCUGGAAGGACAGGCACACCCGUACUAUAAAAUAGUGUGAUUCAGAGUGGACGGGCAGCGUGUCCUGUUGGAGUGUGGGGAGGCGGAGUUCCAGCACUAGCGCCAGCCUCUGCUCCAUCCAGCUCGGAUAGAAUGACCGUAGCCAUUUAGGCAUGGUCCUCCUUGGCAAGAUUUGGCCCCAGGAUCCUCAAAGUGGGCAGCCUGUCUGGGCUCAGAAAGCUACGGAGGUGUGUCUCUGUCACAUUCUUCCCAGGGUCUCCUCUAUGGAGAGGUCCCUCACAGCCCUGCACAUGAGCUUAUACCACCCUACACAGGGCCCGGUCACCUUUGCCAAAGUCCCCCUACAGCUGCAGCAUGAUGCCAGCCGGAUGCUGGUUGGGCGAGGGCAGGACGCCCACCUCCAGCUGCAGCUGCCACAGCUGUCCCGCCACCAUCUGUCCCUGGAGCCCUACCUGGAGAAAGGCAGCACUCUGCUAGCCUUCUGCCUCAAGGUUCUGACCCGCAAGAGCUGUGUGUGGGUCAACGGGCUGCCACUGAGGUACCUGGAGCAGGUCCCCCUGAGCACUGUCAACAGAAUCUCCUUCUCUGGCAUCCAGAUGGUAGUCCGCAAAGAGGGCGGCACCUCCCUGGAGGCCUUUGUCUGCUACUUCCAUCUCAGCCCUUCGCCCCUGAUUUACAGACCCAAGGCCCAGGAGACAGACGAAUGGGAAAACAUUGUUAAGAAAGAGACUCCCCCUGUUUUGGGGGAGGCAACUCAUGAUCUCCUGGGGUCUCUCCACGGCUCCUCCCAGACCCAGACAGCUGUUUCCCCGCCAAGCCCUGGAGAAGCAACAGAAACAAAGCUCCAGAGGGAGCCUGCAGACACGGCACCCCGCCAGCCCUGUUGCUGAGAGCAAGCCUUGCUGAAAUGGGGUUGAAAUAUUUGAGCUACAUCGUGCGAGGUUAACCCGAAAAGUUCACAUGCAAGGCCACUGGCCGCCCUGUUCACGGGGAACUGAUUCUGUAAACUCGGAGCAGUCCGGGGGUAUAGAGGUGCCCUCCAUGGCUCUGGGUAAUAGGAACUUCAUAUAUUUUUAGAGGCCCUGAGGGGUUCUGGGGAGCCUCUGCCAGCACCCCCCCCCCAUUUCCUCCCUUGUCUGGCUAGGGGUUACUUUAUGUUGCUCAUUUCACAUGCUGCUUAAGAGCAGAAGGGUUGCAGCAGGAAUGCAAGGGCGUGCAGAGAAAUUACGUUUGUGGUAGCUCUGGGUCGCCUUCAACUUUCGAAUACCCACAGGCGCUCAGGGCUUAGGAGAGCCUGUGUUUAAUAAACUGAAAGUAUUUCAUUAAGCUGGCAUGCCCAGCAAGAUUCCCUGAGCCCAGAUGGGCCACAUGUAAGCCGUGUUGUCACGUGGCCCUGGGGCCCGGAUACCUGGGAGAGGUGUGAGUGGAAAUGGGGAAGGUAGGUAGGAGCUUGCGUUUCUGGGAAGGCAGCAAGCGGAUCUCCAGGCUUCCAGGAGGAAGGCUAGAAGCUAGGACUGCUUGGAAACUUCCUGCCCUCCUCUUCUCUCUUCUUCCUUUUCUUCUCCCCCCCCCCUCCGUUUUCUUGUUCCUUCUGCUCUCCUUCCAUUCUCUGUCACUUCUGAAUCAAAGCCUUGAUUGGCCGGAGGGCAAAGAUCUUCAGGGAGAGAUGGUCCUCUAGAGAAGUAGGCUCUUUCAGAACUAAAUCUAUGGUUGGAGGGUGAGGUUGUGUAAGAAGUCAACUCAGCAGUUAUCGCGCUCAGAGUAAGUCAGAUGCCAGCAGGGGGUGGGGGGAGGUACCUUUUCUGAAUGGAGGUGGGGAUGGGGGGUUGUUAGGAGCCAAGCAGGUAAGGAUGGGGGAAUUUUCUCAGUGAGAAGGGGACCAAGGGCUAGCAACCGCUUGCCAUUUAGAAAUGGUGUUUACUCAUGGGAUGGCAGGAGUGUGCCACAGACUCCGCCAACCACCAUAACCCCAGACCCUGCACUUGGGCACCCAACACACGAGGGUGCAGUGCUGCUGGCAGACUGAUACCCCACCCCUGUGGGUGUCUGUGCCACCCCUGUCAUCUACCAUCCCUUCCCCUUUGUGCCCGGGGCAGAUUAUAGGAGGCUCAGCACUGCUUCCCUGCCCGUAGAGAAAACAACCCUGGACCAGACCUACCCAAUCCCUGCUUGGGAAGGUCCCUCCUCCAACAGGAUGUGAACGGAGCACACUCAGGCAGGGCUGAGGGGACAUGCUCUGCCUUCGGGGAUGCCGGCCAUGUUAUGAACACCCCCCCCAAGACUCCCAAACCAGUUGCUUUCUCAGUUACCAACGGAACUCCACCUCACGCCAAAUGAGUACCCACUCUCAGGAUCCAGGAAAAAACAAAGAAAGCCAAGAAGAUCUGCGCUCUAGCAGCUUGCUGGCCUCCGAAAGGAGAAGCACUUGGGAACAGAUGACUAAUUAUUUUAUCAUAGCUAUUGUGAUUGUAUCUUCUCUCUCCUCUAGCUGGGCUUGAGAUUAGCCCUAUCAUUAGGUGGAUUUGAAGGUGAUGCUUGUUAUAUAUCCCUCCCUCUGCUAAGCAAGUCACAGUGUGAUAAGCCAUGGGACACUGCAGCCAGCUGCCACUGACACACACAGUUCUCACACUCCCCCAGAUAGACACUGGUCUCAAGAACAGCUCACAGGUAAGAAAAGUUAACUAGCCAGGGCCACGUGAUGGGUGAGUCCGGUGAUCUUGGGCAAGCGAUUUAGCCAGGCACGCCCUUGGAUUCUAUGUCAGGAAAGCUAGGGAGAUAAGCAUACCUACCUGUCAGAACAGUUGGGCAGCUCUUAGGAGGUGGGGCAUGGGAAAUGUUUAGUGCCAUGCCUGCACACAGCAGCUACUCAUAAAAGGCCAGCCACCAUCCUGAGACCAAAGACAGGGAAAGCUAAAAUAUACAAAUCCCAAAGCUUAUCACAAACAAGGAACUUGGGGUGAUUUGAACCCAAGUGAUCCGGCUCCAGCGCUCAAGGGCUUUCAGCACUCUGUGACUCUCUAAGGAUUUCAUUUCCAUUUGGGGCCUGAAGGGAGGAGGUUUUUGUAUUAGAAGGUCUCGGUGUAGAACGAAAGACACUAUGGGCACUGGAGAAGAGAAAGUACCUGUAGGUUCAGACUGGUGCUUUUCACAGGACCCUGGAAGAUUCAAGUGCUGUCCAGAGCAGCUGCCGCAAAGCCUGGGGAGCCAUGCUUAGAUCACCCAUGACCACCAAAGGCGGAAGGCACCAGGGUCUUUACGUGCAGCUCCUGAACUCACAGCACAGGCUACAGCUGCUGACUGCCUCUCUCCAUCCUCUCCCCUCCAGGAGACCCCAUCCCUGCCAGGGGUCCCUGUGAUAGAGCAGAGAGCUUCCUCCACGGGGACUGCGUUGUUGGAAUAUUUUGGGUGAAGCAUCUGUGAGGUCCUCACUCCGAAAAGUAGGCUAAAGGAUGACAGGCCAGACACAGGAAGGGGAAGAGCCAGGAAACAUCUGGCUUGUUUCUCAAAGUCUCUUCAGGAAAGUUUCUUCCUCUUUUUCUUCCUUUUUUAAAAAAGCUUUCAUAUAUAUAUAUAUAUAUAUAUAUAUAUAUAUAUAUGUAUAUAUAUAUAUAUAUUUAAGACAAAGUCUCACUGUGAGGCUCAGAGUAGCCUUGCAUGCGUUGUCCUGCAUCUGCCUCCCAAAUGCCUCAGUUACAAGUGUACACCAACCAACCCUGGCUUGUGUCAAGUACUCAAGAGAGCAAACUCUGCUAGACUCCACUUCUCAUGAAAAGCAUAAACAAGCCUCAAGCCGGCAACUUCACGGCCCCCUCCCACUUCCCUAGCACUUGAAAUCUGCAAGGUGAUCUCAAGACCCUGGUUUGCAGAUUUGACAUCACCAUCACUUCUCUCGCCUGUGCAGGAUCCUUUCUAAGCCUCUCAUCUGCGUGUGCUCAGCUUCCCGCUCCUGGCAGGGCAGCCUGUGUGGCCACAGGGAUGAGCACAUGGACGCAUACACAGCGUACAGACACACAGACACCCAUAUGCACAAAACAAGGGUGGCUUCAAGCUGCGUUCUGGUCAGCCCACUGUCUGGGCUACAAUUCAUGCUGCUCCCUCCAUCAUCCCAUGGUCUUUGGACCGGUGGCUCCUGCAUUAGUACCCCUGUAGAAGUAAACAAAGGCACUUCAGGUAAACUUGUCUGUGGCACACAGUCUGGGAGGACAAGAGAGAGAGCUGUCUCUCCCUCUCCUGCCCCCGUGGGCAGCCCAGGGCUUCAGAGAGCAUGGCAAUGUUUUCUUUGUCUUCCUCCCUCCGUGGGCUUCUGCACCCCACCUCAGUUGGAACCUGGGUUUGGGGCAUGGGCAUGAUGAAUAGUCGACUGUGAUGGAGAAGGAGAGACAGCUCCCUCUCACCAGCACUUCCAGCCUCCAAAAGAGGUGCAAUGGGGCAGGCUUUCCCAGGAGACCACAAGAAGGGCUCUUGGCCAGGUGGUUAGACUGAGGCCAGGCCAGUCACCUGCAAAAUCUCCUCUCCCUGGCCCCCUCUCCCAAGCACACACCAGAAAUACCCAUCUUGCUGUGUCAGCUUGCCUGCUACAUAUACCAGUAUCACCUGAGACCGUAGGGCACCAGGAGGCCACCUGGCUAGAGGCCUGAACAGAACAGUUGUUAACCGGAAGGAAUACUGGUUGGUACACAGGCGGGUAGCAGUCAUUUCUGCCAGCUGGGCACUGAGGGAGUAGUUGCCUCAUCGAUGUGUAAGUAAAGCCUUAGGUGAAGGGUCCAGUUUUAGACCUUCUGGUGUGCGGUAGAGCUGGAGACAUGGAUUGAGAAUUGUUUCUAUCACUGCCCACUGCACCAUCAGGCUGCCAUCAACCAAGAGGUUCAGAAGCAACCAAGCCGGCCUCAGUAAGUGUAGAUGGUUCCUCACUACCUCUGCUGCCCAGAAACCAGCCCAAGCUGGGACACCCACCUCCUCCUCCAUCCACUGGUUCCAGUUUCCUCAGCCCAUGGCCUCUCAGUUAUCACUCUGCCACCCCAGGCCAUCUAUCUAGCCAAGACUUGGAGGAGGGUUAAGCCCUAGGAGGAGAUGCGGAUUUUAAUGAACUUGGUUCACAUUGCAAGGCUCUGAUUCCUCUUACCUUUACCGUGAACUCACAGGCGGAUUAAAGUGAAAUAAAACUUACUAUUUGAGUUACAUUUUCAGCUUAUUGAAAA